Messenger RNA from Prorocentrum cordatum, 2448 nucleotides. The record is from the annotation of a GenBank genome assembly. NCBI's taxonomy places the organism in Eukaryota, Dinophyceae, Prorocentrales, Prorocentraceae.
AUGCGAAGCCUGCUCGCGCUUGCCCUCUUCCCCAUGGGGUCCCGCAUCGCGCUGUGCGCGAAGGAGGAGGACGGCGCGUGCUCGUCCAGCGACGGCACGUGCGCCGACGAUUCCGCUCUGCGCAAUCUGCAAGGCGAGUUCGUCCAGGCACUGCAGACCGAGGACUUGGAGCUGGCCCACCGCAUUUGCCAGCAGAAGGAGAUGCGGGGCCGGCUGCCGCUCCGCGUGCCCGAGCCUCGCAGUGGGAGCCCGCAGCUGCCGCUGCUCGCCUUCCUCGGCCGGUUUGUGCGCUCGAACCUCUCGAUGCCGGGCGACCAGGGCGUGCGCCGGGAUGCCACGCCCCACGCGCUGGGACCCCUCGUGGAGUGCCUGGUGCGGCGACAUGGCCUCGACGUGAACUCGAGGCUGCCGGCGCACGAGGUGGCCUACGUCUUCGCCACUCGCGGCGACCAGGAUGCGGCGAUGGAUUUCGUGGAGCGCGGCCCAUGGCCCCAGGCCGCGGCGAAGUUCCAUCCCACGGCGUCGAGCCUCCUAGAGCUGGCGCUGGCGGGGGCCAACACUGACCUGAUCAGGCGGCUGGUCGCGGUCGGCGCAGACACGGAGGCGGCCUCGUACAGCGGCAAACACGUGCUGCACCGCGCGCUCGCCGUGCCCGAGAACGCGGUGGUGCACUUCGUGCAGUGGUUUCUGCUGCAGACGGGAGGCGGCAAGUCUGUCAGCGCCGACUGGUUCGAGAGCUUCGCGCGGCUCGCAGACCCGCACGACCGCGAGCUCGCGGCGCACAUCCGCCGCUUCGGCCGGGCCGUGAGCGAGGGCAUGCCGAAGAGCACCGAGACUGGCCUGGGCUACCGUCAUGGCGAAUUUGCGGGCUUCAGUCGCUGGGCGACGUCCAGGCUGACGGUCGCGUGCAGCACCGCAGCUGUAGGCGCCUUCUUUGAAGCCAUCGACGACCUUCGCGACGUGCCGUCGCUGCACAACGCGUACAAGGAGGCGCUCAAGGCCGCCAAGGCCGACCGCGACAACGAGGCACUGAGGAGGCGCGCAGGCAGUGCUAAGAAGGCCUGGCAGGCAGCCAAGGCCGCCGCCGCGUCGGGCAGAGGCCCUGGUGGUGGGGAUGGCGGCGGCGGCAGGAACGGCGGCGUGCGGCACAUGGCCGCGCGCGCGGAUCGCAUGGGCCGGACGCCGCUGCACAUUGCCGCGAUGCACGACAUGGGCGCCGUGGCGGCGAUGGUGCUGAGCCACGCGGCGGAGGGUUCGGAGCGCACCCAGCUGAUAGGGCUGGUCGACGCCCUCGGCCGCACCGCCGCCGAUCUCGCGUCCCUCUACGGGGCGCGGUCGGUGCUCCGGGUGCUGCGGCGCUUCGGCGCGGCGCCGUCCGCCAUGCGGCCUGCCCAUCGCCACACGCUGCGCCUCCAGGGCGGCAGCAGCGCUGCGACCGCGGAGGGCGACGGCGGCUGGCUGUCGUCGCCGACCGCCUUCGCCGACGCCGCUGGAAGGUGCGACAUCGACGAGGUCAGCCCCGCCGACAUCACUAGCGAGGUCUUCGCGCGCCGCUACCUUUUCUCUGGCCGGCCGCUCAUCCUCCGCGGCGCAGCCGCCGACUGGCAGUUUCGCAAGGCUUGGGCCCGUGAGCGGCUGCUUGAGCAGCACGGCGCACGACUCUUCCAGCCAACGACCAUCCCGUACGCGCAGGUCUACGGCGCCAAUCAGCAGCCCACGGCUACCAGGUCACUGUCCGAGCACGUCGAGUCCAUGCGCUCCCAGGACAUCGAGGAUUCCUCGCCCUCGCCGUCCGCGCCUCCCGUGCCGUACAUCUUCGAGAGCGCGCACGGCGGCAGCAGCAGCGCCGGCGCCGGCAGAUCUGCGCAGCGCUCGCUGAUCGGAGACUACCCCGAGCGGCCGUGGUUCAUGGCCCCUUCUGCCCCGCUGAUUCGCGCUGUGGCCGAGGCGCCCAGCGCUGCGGUGACCACAAACGCGACGGAGGCUAUGGCGAGCGCCGAGCUCAUCUCCCAGCUGCUGCACCGCGUCGCCGUGGGGCAGCACGAGUUCUACGUGGGCGCUGCGGGCUCGGGCGCCCCGAUGCACUUCCACGGGCCGGCGUGGAACGCGCUCGCCUUCGGGGAGAAGCGCUGGUUCCUCACGCCUCCGCAGCACGCGACGUUCUCCAACAUCCCCGCGCGCGAGUGGCUGGAGCACGUGUACCCGAAGGCCGCUGUGGCGCAGCAGGCCGGCGGCGGCCGCAGCGAGGGCGCCGCGGCCGAGGACGACGAGGCCGUGGAUGCGCUGAUCCGAAGUCCUCCCCUGCUCUUGGAGUGCACCCAGCGCGCGGGCGACGUGAUCCUCGUGCCCGACAAGUGGGGCCACGCCACGGUGAACGUGCGGGAGAGCAUCGGCGUCGCGCUCGAGCUGCAGGCGCUGGACGUGGACAUCGACUGGUCGAUGCUGUGA